UUUGUUUGUUAUUGUCGGCGUGAGUGUAUAUUACAUUUUUGUGCAAUUAUUUGGAUUCAACAGAUGGAUGUUUCUAUGUUUUGAGCCAAAAUUGUUUAGGUUACCUUUCUAAAUUGCUUGAUGAGUGUAUAAAAAAAGAUACUUACUCCAUCCCGAAAUGUCUUUUCAUACAAAUCAACUUCGAUACAUUUUAGGUUAACUUCUAUUGAUUUGAAUGCAAACUAGGCCUAUUGACAAUUUAAAAUUUUUUCUUUUAAGUCCUGGCUUGAUAGUCUUAACCUAAAUUCUAAUAUGAACUCUAAAAAAAUAAUACCUAAGACAAUUAGUUCCUGUCACAAACAUACUAAAUCAAGGUCUGGAAGAAAUAACACACAUUCUCCUUCAAUUAAGUGUCAUGAGGAAGUGAUGAGUAGAUUGUCAUCAUGCACAAAUGAAAAUUGUGAUGGCGAUUUAGACGACUGUAUUGAACAAUCUUGUAUUCAUAGAAAGGUGAAAUAUAAAAGAGAUAACGUCAGGACUGUUCCUUCUAGAAGCAAACUAACCAAUCACCAUCAACAAUCUUUCAGUGCUCCUGGCUCAAAACACUCUGGGUUUGGGUCUAAAGACCUAACUCCUAAAACUGUCAGAUCCAAGAGUAUACCUAGUGUUCAAACGACCAAUUUUAAUGAUUCUGUUGAUAUCAUACCAGUUAAACUAACUUCAACUAAUGACCGUAAACAGAGGCCUCAAAAGCGAGUUAGACAUAUUUUAGAAUCAAGGCCUGGAUUAGGCGUGAGAGAAAAAUCAUCAAAGCCACAUCGGCCUACUUGGGAUGAAAUACUGAGAAAUAACUUAGAAGUUGUAAGUAAGGGUGAUAAGAGUCCUAAUAAAAAGACUCUUCAAUCAAACAAAAUCAGUAACUGUUGUCAUUCUGAGCAUUCUGUAGGCAGUUCAGUAAACAAAACUGAAAAGCACUCUUCAAAAGAGAUCAAUAACUGUAGACAAGACGAAAUAAAACAGAACUGUUUGUCACAAAGGGCAAGUGAAUCCUCAAAGUCUACAGACUCCUCUCAAAUUAGGAAAUUUGACAUUUUUCAACAAAUUAAUUCUGAUCCUAUCAAAAGUCUAGAUAUGCUUAUAAAACAACUUAGAGAUGGAUUACUAAAACAACCUCAAAAUGACUGCCUGCAAAACAUAAUAUCGGACAUGGAAAACGCAAUGCUGAAGAUUUCAGUUGAUGGUAAAACACAUCAGAAUCAUCAGUUUGACAGAGAGAUCAAUGACAAAGCGGAACGGACGACUGAUAUUCAAUCAGCUGCCACAAAUAACACUCAUGAAAAGGUUAGAAAUAAACAUGUCGACAUUGUGGAGUUGGAGCAAAAUCUAGAAAAGAGUUGUCGUUAUUUGCAGAGCCUAUGCAUCAAACAAAAAGAAAACUGCAGUAAUCAUUUGCGGGAAAAAGAGCAACUUUCCCUACAAUUGGCAGAGAGCAGGCGUUUGUUAGCUGUUACCAAAUCCAAAGAAAAAAACUACGAAGUCACAAUAGGCGAACUGAGACUGAAACUUCAAGAAUACAACACAAAAGUUGAUCAAUUAAAGCAAUCACUUCAGGAUGUACAAAACAAAAAUGUGACACUAAAAGAAGAAAAUAAGGCUAUGAGGUCACUGAAGGACACCCUGAAAAGAGUUGGUGUGAGACUGAAACAACUUUCAAGAGAGAAGGAGAAUCUUCAAUCAAAAUUGAGCUUAAAGGAUUUAGAAAUAGAGAAACUAAAAGUAAUUUUACAAAUUAAAAGUGGACAUAAAGUAGAUGGUCAGCAGGAGAAGCAACAUGACAAAUUACUUGACGAAAACAUCGAUGUAAAAAUGUCCGAGAAAGACAUGUCGAUCACUUUGUCGUCGGUCAGUAGCUGGUCUGGGAGGGGAUUGAUCUGCUCGUCGCAAGCUUCUAGCAGUCCUAGACACUCUCCCUCGCCCUACAACUCCUGGCAACACAUAAGCUCCAUCGUACAAGAGCCGUCAGCCAUUGCGGAGAUCAACAGAGGUAUUGCAGUCAAAGUACAAGACAUCAACCGCAAGUAUCGCCAGAUGGAGCCACUGCAUCUAGAUCUUCAGAAUCCAUCAUCUUGUAGCUCCUUCCGGACUGACGGUGAAGUUAUUUACUCUGACGGCGAGAGCGGGAGUUUUAGUUCAUGAGGGAGUUGUUCAGAACGCCAGAGAACGACGGUAGUCAAUUCUACUUUGACGAGCUGUGAUAGUAAAAUUACAGCUGAUAUUUUUGAAAUUGUACUUAUAUUGUAUUUUAAAUGUAAUUUUAGGGGUUUAUACUUGAAAUAAAUAAAAUGUGU
This is a messenger RNA of Macrosteles quadrilineatus (aster leafhopper), 2327 nucleotides long. RefSeq names its product centromere-associated protein E-like. The transcript is spliced from 6 exons. NCBI's taxonomy places the organism in Eukaryota, Metazoa, Arthropoda, Insecta, Hemiptera, Cicadellidae. The coding region runs from base 292 to 2175 and encodes 627 amino acids. The record is from RefSeq and is a predicted model, not a curated record.